AUGACGCACAUCUCUAGCGCAGGUUCAUCGCUAGGAAAACAAAUAUGGCGGAACGCAAAUGCAAAGAAAAAUAAAAAAAAUAACUUUAAUUCGCAAUCGCAAGUAUAAUUGUAACGCGUACAAUGUGCAAUUAUUACGCGUAGUUAAAAUAAGGGCGUUAAUUGUGCGCUCAUCGGUGUAUGUAUCUGGGUUGCCAUGCGAUUUGCACAGUCAACACAAAUACAAAUUGUUAUUACGUGACCUCGAGAACGCCGCUAAAAUUGAAUUGCAUAGAACCGUGACAAAAAACUGUUUUAAUUUUGUGUUGUAAAAACAAACAGACGUAACUCUGCAAUUGUUAAAUGUGUCACUAAGAUGCUAAAUUGAUUAUAUGUAUGCGAGUGAAGAUACAAUAAGGAAUAACGUUGAAUAAAUAGCAAUUAAAAGGACACGAAUUAUGUCUGGGGGACGCGACAGCAGCGCCAACAGCGGCACCAAUGGCAACAGCGCUGCCAACGCCAACGCCAACUCGACGUCCACAACAACAGCAGCAACAACAACAACAACACCACAGACACCGACACAGCAGAGAGCGCGGGGUCGUCCAGCGAAGCGGGCAACGUGCACGUGGUGCGGGGAGGGAAAGCUGCCACUGCAGUACGUGCUGCCCACACAGACGGGCAAGAAGGAGUUCUGCUCGGAAAUGUGCAUCGUGGAGUACCGCAAGGCGUACAGCAAGGGGGCGUGUACGCAAUGCGACAAUGUGAUACGCGAGGGUGCGCCCAACAAAGAAUUCUGCUCCAUGAUGUGCAUGAACAAGCACCAAAAGAAGAACGGUUCAAUGCGACAACGCGACAGCGGCGCCGGCGGUGCAGGCGCUGGUGGUGCCACAGACUCUGAUCGCAAGCUGUUGAGCAGCGGAGCGCCGGCGCCCACAGGUCCCUUUCAAUACGAGAGCUUCCAUGUCUUUGACUGGGAUGCCUAUCUGGAGGAAACUGGAAGUGAAGCAGCUCCCGCCGAGUGCUUCAAGCAGGCGUUAAAUCCGCCGAACAAUGACUUCAAGAUCGGCAUGAAACUUGAGGCAUUGGAUCCCCGUAAUGUCACCUCCACCUGCAUUGCGACGGUGGUCGGUGUCCUUGGCUCUCGGCUGCGACUGCGCCUCGAUGGCAGCGAUUCUCAGAACGAUUUCUGGCGUCUGGUCGACUCCACGGAGAUUCAUGCAAUCGGUCACUGCGAGAAGAAUGGCGGGAUGCUGCAACCACCGCUCGGAUUUCGGAUGAACGCUUCCAGUUGGCCCGGAUACCUCUGCAAGAUACUCAACAAUGCGAUGGUUGCGCCCGAGGAUAUAUUCCAACCAGAGCCACCCACGCCACCGGUGAAUCUGUACAAAGUGGGCCAGAAGCUGGAAGCCGUGGAUAAGAAGAAUCCCCAACUGAUUUGCUGUGCAACAGUUGAUGCCAUUAAGGACGACCAGAUCCAUGUGACAUUUGAUGGAUGGCGCGGCGCCUUUGAUUACUGGUGUAACUAUCGCUCCCGAGAUAUCUUUCCUGCCGGCUGGUGUGCACGCAGCUGUCAUCCAAUGCAGCCGCCGGGUCACAAGUCGCGCAUGGACUCCGGCUCUGGCAAGCAGCGGUGUCCGCGUCCAAGACACACCUUUGUGGCUGAAUCAGAUGCCAUGGUGCCCGCGUCGCCAGUCACGGCGCACUUUCAUCCCAAUUGCAAGGCCGGACCGUUCAUCAACAGCUCCAAGCUACCUUCUAUGGUGACGGGACAGACGCACGAAACACUCGCCAAGCUUUGCCUGCAAGAAGUCCUGGCCGCCAGCGCGGACACACAGCAGUUGUCCCGGUUGCUCUUUGAGCUGGACGGCGAUGUUCACAUUGUAACCGCAGCUGGAAAGAACUUUACGGUCAAAAUACCGUCGCCACUGCGCAUGAAGGAUGACGAAAGUCUGGCGCAAUUCAUUCGGACACUGUGCAUCACGUGCAAGGCAUGUGUGAAUUUCAUAUCGCUGGUACCGGAGACCGAAGAGUGCAAAAAGUGUGCGCAGAGUCGCAAGCGUCAAUUGAUGCAGACAGCGACGCCGCCCUCCUCGCCAGUGCUCGCCGAGAAGCGCAGUCGUCAGUCGAAAUCCGCCACGCCGACGCCAACAUCGCCCGCGGAGAAACCACUAGUUAUCAAGCAGGAGGCGGGCGUGAAGGCACAGCAGACAAAAGUGCAAACGAAGGCCAGUAAAGAGGAAGUGAACCACAAUAAUAAUAACAAUAACAACAACAACAACAGUAGCAAUAUUGGCAACAGUUCGAAGACAACCAUCAAAACGGAACCGAAUGGCCUCACACCAGUGACAACAGUUGCAUCAACGGGCACGGCACAGACACCGUCGCAGUCGCAAUCUCAGUCUACAAGUCAAAGCCAGGCUCAGGCGUUGCGCAAGGUGCGAUUCCAGCAUCACAACAACAACAAUAACAACAGCCCCAACAAUGGCAAUUGUCCUCAGGAGGCAAGCAACAAUAACAACAACAACAAUUUGGUUUCCUCACCUGCCAGCAGCAACAACAGCACCUCUUCCACCACCUCCUCAUCCAGCAGUAGCAGUAGCCUGGCGGGUGGCACCGCAAAUACCAGUGCAAUUGGUAAAUAUAUGGCGCCACUGGUAGCCGAAGUGCAUCCAGAGCAGAUGAACGCCAAGUCGCCGCAUCCGAGCUAUUACAAGUCUCCGACAACGUUAUCCUCAAGCGCUUCAUUCCCAUCAUCGGUAUCCACCCCCUUCACAGCAUCACAGUCGGCCUGCUCGGCGGCGCCAGCUGCCAGUGCGGCUAAAGCUGCCACUGCGCCAAUUGCGGCUGCUGCAUCCAGUAGCUAUGGUGGAACGGCCAUCACCUCACCCCACAGCACAUCCACAUCUACGGCUACAACAACAGCGUCCUGUUCGCAACUGCGGGCACAACCGAUCGAUUGGUCCAUUGAGGAGGUUAUCCAGUACAUCGAAAGCAAUGACAAUUCCCUAGCCGUGCAUGGCGAUCUCUUCAGAAAGCAUGAAAUCGAUGGUAAAGCUUUACUGUUACUCAACUCAGAGAUGAUGAUGAAAUACAUGGGCCUAAAGCUAGGACCAGCCUUAAAAAUAUGCAAUCUAGUGAAUAAGGUCAACGGAAGACGUAAUAAUCUGGCUUUGUAAAUCAAGAAAGAAACGGAACGUGGCAACGGGGGACAAGAACUGGGACAGGGGACCGAACAAAGAUCAUGCGGCGCCAAUGAGGGGGAAUCCCCCAUGCCGUGCGCAGAAGUGUUAACAAAUUAGUACCUCCUAUAAAAGUAAAAGCAAACAGAACGAUAUGCAUAAAUUUGUAAUGUGUUUGGCAUUAAUGAAGUUAAAACACACAAAUAUUUAAUUUAAAAUUUAAUUUCACAAUAACAUUCUAAUGCGAAUAAUGUCAAACAUGCGCAAAAAAAACAAGAAAAAAACUAACAAACCAAAACAACUUUGAGCAAGAACUUCAAAUUCCAAAAACUCAUAUUCGAAAUAUCAGUUUUUCAUACACGAAAAACGAGCAAAGCAAAAAAAAAAAAAUGAUUACCUUUUAAUGCAUAUGCAUAAUAAUAUUUAUUACAGUCAUACACAUACCUACACAAACACACGCACAUUAUGCAAGACAAAAUUUUAAUUAAUUUGUAUUUAAUUUAAAUUUGAUUGAAAAAUACCCGAUAGAAUAAAAAUGUACAGAUUUUUACAUAUAAUUUUGUAAUUAUGUAUGUAUUGAUUACGUUCUAACUAUUACAAUGUUUGCUUAAUUUUAGCAAUUUAAAUUAAGAGAGAACAAAUCAUUUGUUUAAGCUGCAUAUAAACCCAAUUAAAAAGCAAACAGAUCAGAAAAUCAAAUUAAUGUAAUCCAUAAUUAAUCGAAAGCGCCAAAAGGUGCUUCGAAAAACACACAGAUACACCCAUACACAAACACAUCCAUUUGUGUAAAUUAUACAAAUUUAAAUACACUCUUGUAUGCAAUAUUUCUCAUUACCUUUAUUUCCACAAACUCUCACACAUGUACACAUAAGAUACUUUUACGUACGUAUAGCAAACUGUAUACUUUAUUAUUAAACUUGAAAAAAAAGUUCACUUCGAAAGUUGAUCGUUGCUUUUGUAUACAAUCUACAGCCCGAAAGAUAUAGGCCAUAAUUAUCCAUAUUUAAAGCAUUAGCUGAGUCUAAAACUUCAGAUGCUUGAAUGCUACGAGAGACUGUUUAAUCGAAUGUCGUUUCAGCCCUUUCAGGUCGCCUCCUCUAAUGUCUUUCCAAACCCUAAUUGAUCCCAAAACAAUAUAAACAUACAGAUAUACACUUAAGGACAUACAUACAUACAUACGUCAUCAUAGAUACUCGUAUAAACAUAAUGAAUCAUUAUACGAUUAUACAUACUAUACACAACUUUCGGAUGGACACAGGUAAAAUAUGAACCAUUGCAUAUAAUCAUAAAAUUAGACGAAAUUCAUAAAAGUAUACUUGAAACAAAUACAAUUAAUAACCUCUCGAACUUUUGGCUAAUCUCUAGAUACAAAUAUAGAAAAUUACCAGACAUUUACCAAAUGCAUAAGUGCAAAAAUGAAAAUUAAAACGAGUUAAGCUAAAGCUCCUUGGAAUACAAUUAAUGAGAAUAUGCGAAAAAUUAAGCUAAUUUCUACCAAGCAACCAGAUACACACAUACACACACGCUAGUUAAAAUACAAACACAGGUACACACAAAUUAUUUUAAUAUUAUACUUGUAUACAUUUUGUUUCUCCCUUAAUAUUAAAUAGAUUUAAGUGAAUAGUUAUUUAAUUCAUUUAAUGUUAUGUAUGUAUAGAGAAGAAUGAUGACAUUGUAUCAGACAAUUUAAAUCUGAAUAAAGGAAAAUAUAUGCAU
This is a messenger RNA of Drosophila innubila, 4876 nucleotides long. RefSeq names its product polycomb protein Scm (gene Scm). Gene Ontology annotation, molecular function: protein binding; zinc ion binding. The transcript has 4 exons. NCBI's taxonomy places the organism in Eukaryota, Metazoa, Arthropoda, Insecta, Diptera, Drosophilidae. Gene Ontology annotation, biological process: regulation of DNA-templated transcription. Bases 437 to 3157 code for a protein of 906 amino acids. Gene Ontology annotation, cellular component: nucleus. The record is from RefSeq and is a predicted model, not a curated record.